AGAGACAAAAUAUUAAUUUGUUACCAUAGUUACAGAUUUCUUUCGAAUAAUCAAUCAAUAAACAAAACUCUUUCUCUACAAGUCCUAAAAUCCUUAGAGAAAGAAAGAAAUAAAAUAGAAUAAGAGAACUUGUUGUAGCAGUUGAAGCAGAAAAUAAACAGAGUAACGAAUCCAACAUCACAAAACAAAACACAAACUGUGUGUUGUCUCUCUUCUUUGGUCUUCUCUUCUUCUUCUUCUUCUUUUUCUUUUUAAGUAUUUUUAUUUUUUGGUUUCUUGAUCUCAGAAAAAAUGGCUCUGAAUAGUGUCUCCUCUGAAGAAUUUACCUUCCCAUCGCUAGCUUCUCAUGAUUCUUCUCACCAUUCCGGUCUUGAUUCACCUCCUUUGUGGAAACACUCACCGGUUACUUCCUUUCGCCGGAAAGAUUACGACUUUGGUUUGGCAAGAUUAGUCAUUGGAAAAGACGGUGAUCAUGAUCAGAGGAAGAGCUUCUCGUACGUGGAGAUGAGAAGUCGUUGGAUCGACGACAAAGAAGAGGAGAAAAUGGAUAUGUUAUGGGAAGAUCUCAACGAAGAAUUGCCUCCAAGAAGUCAGAGUUUGAGAAUUGUACAUGGCGGCGACGGUGGAGAGAAGAAAACGGCUUUGUUUCCCGAUGAGAGCUCUGCCGUGGCCGUGGGGUGUGGGAUGAAGUUAUCGAAGAAGACAAAGAAGAAGACGAAUCUGAACGUUUUGGUGUUGAUGAGGGUUUUGAAGAAGCUUAUUGUGUUGCGAAGUUCGUCUCAGAGGUCGCCGGUGAAAACUCAUCCACGGUGAUUGAUCUCCACCGUGAUAAUUGUGAAUUGGGGGGUUAUUUUGUGGAAUUCAGAACUUACGGGGCUUUUGUGGAGAAAAUUGGAAUUGUCUGAAAAUGAUUUAUUUGUAGUUUAGUUUGGGUGGUUCACAAAAAUUAAUUUUAGGGUCCUAAAUUUUUAAUAACACAUCUGAAGUCUUUUUUGGUUCUUCGUCUUGAUUCAUUUGCCUGUUCCGUGGGGUUUGGUUUGAAUAUGUAUGAAUUUAUAAGAUGAAAAAUGAAAGAGGUCAGAAUAUUAGGGUGCAAUAAUAAAGGAAGGUAAAAAAGAUUUGUAUUUGAAACAUUCCACUUGUAUAUGAUAUCACUUUUUAAAUGUGUGAUAAAAAAG
Molecule: messenger RNA, 1178 nt
Organism: Arabidopsis thaliana (thale cress)
Lineage: Eukaryota; Viridiplantae; Streptophyta; Magnoliopsida; Brassicales; Brassicaceae
Exons: 1
Coding region: 292-813 (173 amino acids)
Source: RefSeq, marked reviewed